Molecule: messenger RNA, 3423 nt
Organism: Acanthosepion pharaonis
Lineage: Eukaryota; Metazoa; Mollusca; Cephalopoda; Sepiida; Sepiidae
Source: the annotation of a GenBank genome assembly
AUGCGUGUCUGUGCUUCCGUAGAUUCGUUGCUUCCCCUGCUGCUACGGUUUGACACAAGCAGCAGCACUUGCAAUAGUCUGGUGAGAGUAAGAAGGCACACCUCAGCGCUCCUCGCUCGAAAUAGGCACCAGCAGCAAAAGGUUGGAAAGAAGGGAGCCACCGUGCAUCACCAUCGAGGAAUUCGGAAGGCUGUGGGCUCUUUCCGUGGCCCACUGAUGGGGAACGGUGAGAGUACGGAGGCGGCCAGUCGACCGGAGCUGCGGGCCUCCUCCAUGCCGAUUCGACUGCCGAUGCCCGACUCCACCGAGCUGGAACGGAGGUUUACCAAAGUUCUGGCUUCGAUGGACUUACCUCCUGACAAAGCCAAAGUACUCAAAGGUUAUGAUGAUGAAAAGAAAUGGGACCUUAUCUGUGAUCAGGAAAGAGUACAUGCAAAAGAUCCACCAAAUGUCUACCUUAACAAACUACGGACAUAUCUGGAUCCGCGGGCUAGUCGUAAUCACAGAGUUCGAACGUUAUAUAAACGGAAAAUGCUCGGUGAUGCAACAUCUACGCAAGUCCUCAGAGAUCUAGAAAUUUCUUUGCGUACAAAUCACAUAGAAUGGGUUCGAGAAUUCCUAAAUGAUGAAAACCAAGGUUUAGAUGUGCUGGUUGAUUACCUGUCUUUCUCACAAGUGGUUAUGAGGCGCGAGCAAUUAUUAAACAGAGAAAAAAGUGCCAGCUUAGACUCUGGAUUAUCUAGGAGUCCCAUCAGAAGGAUGAGAAGGUCCAAUACAGUGGGGUCACCACGGGGGUUAAAAUAUAAUACAAAAUUAAAUAUGGGGGAACCCAGGGAUGAUGUCCAUGUGUGUAUUAUGUGUCUUCGAGCAAUUAUGAAUCAUCAGUAUGGUUUCAACUUGGUAAUUGCUCAUAAACAUGCCAUCAAUUGUAUAGCACUAAGUCUCAACCAUAGAAGUUUACGGACCAAAGCUUUAGUAUUAGAGCUACUUGCUGCUGUUUGUCUAGUCAGUGGGGGGCAUGAAAUUAUUCUCUCAGCAUUUGACAAUUUCAAAGAGGUGUGUAAUGAACGGCACCGUUUUGAUACUUUGAUGGAGUACUUUAGAAAUUAUGAAGAAUUUCACAUAGAUUUCAUGGCAACAUGUAUGCAGUUUGUAAACAUUGUUGUUCAUUCUGUAGACAACAUGAAUUUCCGGGUCCAUUUACAACAUGAAUUCACACAAAUAGGAAUGGAUGACUAUUUGGAGAGGUUGAAAAACACAGAAAGUGAUAGAUUGGCAGUGCAGGUUCACGCCUACUUGGACAACAUGAUUGAUGUAGCUCAGCUUCUAGAAGACUCAGAAACUAAGAGUGAAGCUCUUGAGAAAGUUGCUGAAUUAGAAGAUGAGUUAUCUCAUAUGAAUGAAAGACUGCAAGAAGUUGAAGAAGAAGCAAUGGCUAAAACAGUUGAACUUGAAAAACAAUUAUCUGAAGCAAAUGAAGAUUUGGAUGAGAUUAGGGAAUUGGCUAGGACUCAGGAACAUGAAAUGAUCACUUUAAGAAAAGCAGUCAAUGAAAAAGAUGAAGAAUCUAGAAAACGGCAGUCACUUCUGGAUGCUAAACUCCAAGAAUUGGAGUUGAUUAAACAAAAUCUCGAAGAGACUCCAGAUUUAUUGCCAACUCAGUCUCAGCUUGAGAAAUUGGGUCCACCGCCACCAGCACCACCACCACCUCCUCCCCCACCUCCUCCCCCACCACCACCUCCACCACCAAUUUCAAGUAUACCUCCCCCACCCCGUAUGAUGGGGGCACCACCACCACCUCCACCACCCCCAUCGGCUGGAAAUGAACAAAAUACAGCAGCCAUGACCAUUAAGAAAAAAAUCCAGUCAAAAUACAGACUCCCCCUGUUAAAUUGGACACCUCUCAAACCCCAGCAAGUGAAAGGGACCAUCUUCUCAGAUCUAGAUGAUGAAAGGUUGAUGGCUGUGAUAGAUUUCCAAGAAUUUGAAGAACUCUUUCGCCUGGGGCCUGCCGGCCCAUUUAGCCGGGAUCCAUCUGAGGGGACUCCUAAAUUGCUCAAGAAGCUGAAAAAACCAGAAAAUAUUAGUCUCCUUGAACCCAAUAGACUACGGAAUGUUGCAAUAACAAGAAGGAAGAUUGAAAUGUCAAAUGACGAAAUAGUUAAAGCUAUUGUCAUGUUGGACCUACAAAGAUUGAAUUUGGAUAUGGUUGACAUACUCUUAACAAUCUUGCCAAAUGAUCCAGAAUUCAAAGCUUAUAAAGAGUACGAAAGAACGAAGUCCUCAGCUGGUGUUUUGACAGAUGAAGACAAAUUUAUGUUGCAACUGUGCAAAGUGGAGCGUCUAUCUCAAAAGCUACAAAUAAUGAGUUUUGUGGGAAAUUAUUAUGAUAAUAUUCAUCACAUACAACCACAAUUAAAUGCCCUGAUUGCUGCUUCCAUGUCAAUCAGAAAUUCUCAAAAAGUGAAGAAAAUGCUAGAGAUUAUUUUGGCAUUUGGAAAUUACAUGAAUAGUGCUAGGAGAGGACCAGCUUACGGUUUCAAGUUGCAGUCUCUUGAUAUGCUGUUGGAUACGAAAUCAAGUGAUAAAAAAAUUAGUUUAAUGCACUUCCUUGUUCAUACCGUGCAAGAGAAAUUUGGAGAUAUCAUUAAUUUUGAAGCUGAACUACGGUUCAUUGAAAAAGCUGCAUUAGUGUCUUUGGAAAACAUAAUGACUGAUGUUCACGAAUUAGAAAAAGGUAUGGAAAUGACAAAGAAAGAAUACCAGACUCGCAAGGAGAGAGACGCUCCCACGAUGCUGAAGGACUUCUUGUCUAACUCUGAGGAUAAGCUAAGAAAGCUCAUUGGGGAUGUAAAAACAGCAAAGGAUGCUUAUCAUCGUGUUGUUGAAUAUUUUGGUGAAAAUCCCAGGAUGGUUUCCCCUACAACAUUUUUUGCACAAUUUGUACGUUUUGUUAAUGCGUUCAAGCAAGCGCUUAUUGACAACGAACGCCGGAAGAAAUUAGAAUUUGCAGCUGUAGAUGAUGUGUUACCACCAACCUUACAGAAGAAAAAGGAGAAGAGAUUAAAGGAAAGUUCUGCAGCCGAAGUUUCAAAGGGACGCAACAGACAGAUAAAAGAAAAGAAAUUAUUAAACAAAGAUGAGGUUUAUCAUGGGGCAUUGGAAGAUAUUCUUUUGGACCUGAAGAAUGAACCUUACAGAAGAGCAGAUGCUUAUCGGCGGAGUCAGAGGCGCCGUGUGGAGGGGCUUGUGCCAUCUGGGAGAACCCAGUCUAAUCAGCUCACCCUCUUUCUAUCUAUUCAAUCAUUUUUCUUGAUUUCUCUGCUGUGCCAAACAUGUGCCUACAUGAUUUCUAUCCUUGAUGUUACCAUUGGCAUUUCAUAUGGCUUUUUAUUCCUCUUUUGGUUAACUACAAAACCUUAA